This is a messenger RNA of Penicillium canescens, 1674 nucleotides long. RefSeq names its product cyclin-dependent serine/threonine protein kinase SSN3 (gene ssn3). The record is from RefSeq and is a predicted model, not a curated record. Gene Ontology annotation, cellular component: nucleus; mediator complex. Gene Ontology annotation, molecular function: ATP binding; cyclin-dependent protein serine/threonine kinase activity; RNA polymerase II CTD heptapeptide repeat kinase activity. NCBI's taxonomy places the organism in Eukaryota, Fungi, Ascomycota, Eurotiomycetes, Eurotiales, Aspergillaceae. The transcript is spliced from 3 exons. The coding region runs from base 197 to 1510 and encodes 437 amino acids. Gene Ontology annotation, biological process: protein phosphorylation.
CCGAAACAGAAGUACAUGUAGACUCCAAGUUGUCAUAUCAAGAGUCCCGAGGUGGCCGGGGAAGCUGACUCAGCAUCUCCUGUUUCAACCCUCCAGCUGAACUCAUCGCCUGACAAUAGCUUCAAGACCGACAAUAUUCCACUUUACUUGAAACCUGUGGACAAACACCAAUGGGUGCAGUCAAGGCCCUUCUCCAAUGAGUCUGACAAACCCGCCCUCCUCCGGCUCUCUCUCUGCCCGAACCAGAGUCAGCCAGAACUUGAAACGCAGUCUGCAGGCCACUGAUGAUGCCAUCGAGUCUCGGAGACCUGGUGGAUAUACCAGCAAGGUCCGCGUUCGGGAUCGAUAUCACAUCGUAGGUUUCAUCAGCAGCGGAACCUAUGGCCGAGUCUACAAGGCUCUCGGCAAAAACGGCAAGAAAGGAGAGUUUGCCAUCAAAAAAUUCAAGCCUGACAAGGAAGGCGAGACGAUCCAGUACACGGGUCUGUCACAGUCAGCCAUCCGUGAAAUGUCACUAUGUACAGAGCUCUCGCAUCCAAAUGUCGUCCAAUUAGAGGAAAUCAUCCUCGAAGACAAAUGCAUCUUCAUGGUCUUCGAAUACACGGAGCAUGAUUUGCUCCAGAUCAUCCACCAUCACACUCAACCCCAAAGGCAUGCCAUCCCGGCACGUAUGGUCCGAUCCAUCCUGUUCCAAUUACUGAACGGGCUACUUUAUCUACACACCAACUGGGUUCUGCAUCGCGAUUUGAAACCAGCAAACAUCCUCGUCACCUCAAGCGGAGCCAUCCGAAUCGGCGAUUUAGGACUCGCUCGUUUGUUCUACAAGCCACUCAAUUCACUGUUCUCCGGCGACAAAGUCGUCGUCACAAUAUGGUAUCGGGCACCAGAGCUACUGCUAGGAAGUCGCCACUAUACUCCUGCUGUGGACAUGUGGGCAGUGGGUUGUAUCUUCGCCGAACUCCUCUCCCUACGACCAAUUUUCAAGGGCGAAGAAGCCAAAAUGGACAGCAAAAAGACAGUCCCCUUCCAGCGCAAUCAAAUGAUGAAGAUUGUCGAAAUCCUUGGCCUUCCCCGCAAAGAGUCCUGGCCGGGCCUGGUCUCUAUGCCCGAAUAUUCCCAGCUCCAGUCCCUAGUGCUCCACCGACAACCUUCACAUUUCCACCGUGGCUCAAAUCUCGAAGGCUGGUACCAGAGCUGCCUGAAAAAUGGCGGGUACAAUUCUACCUCAAGUGCUGGUACACCCGGCUCCGAUGGAUUUGAUCUCUUGUCACGGAUGCUUGAAUAUGACCCGGCAAAGCGGAUCACCGCCGAAGAGGCCCUCGAGCACCCCUACUUUGCCAAUGGAGGCCCAAUCAGCGGUAACUGCUUUGAGGGUAUCGAGGGUAAAUACCCCCAUCGUCGGGUCAGCCAAGAUGACAACGAUAUCCGCACUGGCAGUCUUCCCGGUACCAAGCGCAGUGGACUACCGGAUGAUUCGUUGAUGAGAGCCUCAAAACGCCUUAAGGAAUAAUAUACUUCUUUGUUGUACAUUUGCAUUGGUCUUUCAUUGGUCUUUUUCAGAGCGUGUGACGGACUGGUCGUGAUAUCUACAUCAUCAUAACGUGACAUAUUGAGUUUCGGCGUUUCAGUUACUAGCGAAGUUGGGUUUAUGAUUUACGUUGAAAUCCAUUCUGG